AUGGGUGCAGCAGCUGGUUACUACUUUCUGUUUAUCUCAGUAAUCGGAGUAUUUUACAUGUUCGGCAUGGGGUAUUUUUUAAGCAAAGAUUAUGAAUAUAUCCCUGUUGAAGACAAGGUCGAAAAUGCACAUGUCUGUUAUUGGGCAGGGACUAUCUAUUUAAUUGGAGCGAUAUCUUGUAUAAUUUACAUAAAGAAAUUCGCAUCUAGAGACACUAGCUUUGAUUAUCAAACUGAUUUGCAAGGGAGAAGUCGUGGGAAAAUCGGUCCUUAUAUGCGCUAA
Messenger RNA from Blepharisma stoltei, 282 nucleotides. NCBI's taxonomy places the organism in Eukaryota, Ciliophora, Heterotrichea, Heterotrichida, Blepharismidae. The record is from the annotation of a GenBank genome assembly.